This is a messenger RNA of Zootermopsis nevadensis, 1804 nucleotides long. Its product is annotated as UNC93-like protein MFSD11. NCBI's taxonomy places the organism in Eukaryota, Metazoa, Arthropoda, Insecta, Blattodea, Termopsidae. The record is from RefSeq and is a predicted model, not a curated record.
AUUUACUCCAUCCAGCCCAACAAAGUCACACUAACGUGAUGGUGUGAUCAGUCGAAGUGAAGUUUUCGAUACGUGUCACAUCACAUACUUUUUAUUUUCAAAAUGGCCCUUGAAAGAAGGUUCUUAAAUGUUAUUUUACUAGGAUUUGGGUUUAUGUUUGUGUUUACAGCAUUUCAAACAAUGGGAAACAUUGAGAAAACAAUAUUAGAUAGUAUACGUCAAGAUGACAGUAGUUUUGAAGGCGAUGGUUAUACCAGUUUGGCUGUCAUAUACGCUGUGUUUGCUCUAUGCAAUUGGCUUGCUCCUUCCAUUAUUAGUGUUAGUGGACCUAGGAUAGCUAUGAUUAUAGGAGCUAUCACAUACUGCUUGUUCAUUGCAUCAUAAAAAAAAACUAAAACAUGGCUGCUCUAUUUGGCAUCAUGUGUGAUUGGAUUCGGCGCAGCCAUUAUUUGGACAGGUCAAGGCAACUACCUCACGCUUAAUUCAGAUUCAAUGACAAUAUCCAGAAAUUCUGGUAUUUUCUGGGCCAUGCUGCAGGCAAGCAUGUUUUUUGGGAACCUUUUUGUAUACUUCCAAUUCCAAGGCAAGGCGCACAUAGACGCAGACACACGACAGAACGUUUUCAUAGUGCUACUAGUCAUAGCAGCCAUUGGCAUUGUAUUCCUGUCACUUUUACGACCUGCUCAGAGCGCAGAUGGAGAGAUGUUACGAAAGGAUGAAGGUGGCCCAAUGAAUGCACUGAAGAGGGCAUUUGCCCUACUAAUAACCAAGGAGAUGAUACUGCUCAGUAUAACAUUCUUCUAUACAGGCAUUGAACUCUCUUUCUUCAGUGGCGUGUACAGUCCCAGUAUUGGUUUCACCAAAAAGAUGGGCUCCAAUGUAAAACAGCUAGUUGGCUUGUCGGGAAUAUUUAUUGGCGCAGGAGAAAUUUUAGGUGGCGCUAUCUUUGGAAUUCUGGGAUCAAAGACAAUACGAUGGGGUCGUGAUCCGAUUGUGAUAUUUGGAUUCCUUAUUCACGUGGUUUCCUUUUUUCUUAUUUUCCUAAAUCUGCCCAAUACUGCUCCUUUUGGAGACACUGACGAAGCUGCUUUCAUACACAGCAAUGCGUACAUUGCCAUCCUGUGCAGCUUGUUGCUUGGGUUUGGUGACAGUUGUUACAACACACAGAUCUACUCUAUACUAGGAGGAGUUUUCCCCGAAGACAGUGCGCCCGCUUUUGCUCUCUUCAAAUUCACCCAGUCUGUAGCUGCCGCCGCCAGUUUCUUCUAUAGCAGCCAUAUUGCUCUACACGCACAACUCGGAAUUCUGGUACUCCUGGCCACGAUCGGAACCAUCUCAUUCUGCUUUGUGGAAUGGGCGGCACGAUCCAAAAAAGCAAAGGGUUACAAUGGAGCGAUUGAUGACCCAGAUCUUAUGGGUGGAACUGCUACUUCCAAGCACGAAUAAAGACUGAUCUUUGUACAGUGUCUAAACCUUUUCAGUUGAAUACACGGAGAGAUGUAAAGUAAACAUUUCAAUUGGAAAGUGGUAAUUUACAUGUCAAUUUUUGCCAGCUAAAGCUUAUCAUAAUUUUAUGCAACCUGCAAUUUGUCCUUCGUGUGUGCGCGUACGUGGUUCUCCCACCGUGAAUGGUGAAUAUAUGUAAAUUUGAUUGUGUGAGAAUGGAAAGUUCACGUAUUUCAUUACACCACAAUGUCUGUAAAAGGUAAAUGCAAUAAUUAAUUAACUUAGCGAAGUGUCAUUACUUUUGGCAGUAAAUAAAAUUAACUUGUAAUUAAGUCUAUAAAAUACAUGUUUGACAAUA